Messenger RNA from Sceloporus undulatus (fence lizard), 4257 nucleotides. RefSeq lists its product as uncharacterized. NCBI's taxonomy places the organism in Eukaryota, Metazoa, Chordata, Lepidosauria, Squamata, Phrynosomatidae. The coding region runs from base 138 to 3074 and encodes 978 amino acids. The record is from RefSeq and is a predicted model, not a curated record. Gene Ontology annotation, molecular function: DNA binding. Gene Ontology annotation, biological process: regulation of DNA-templated transcription. The transcript is spliced from 8 exons.
AUGGCUGAGUGGACUCCUGCUCAGCCCCUGAAUCCCUGUUGCUUGACCUUGUUCUGAAUCCCUACUGCUUGACCCCAGUUCUCUAGUGCUCCAUCCUACACUGACUCUCUUGAUGCCUGAAUCCCACUCUGGUCUGAAUGCCUUCCUCCCCACAGACUUGGGAAUGGGAUGUGGAGCCACAGCACCUGCCGUCAUCAUUUCAGCCCCCUCCCAUCUUUGACCAAAACGCUGAGCGAGAAAUCUACCCAGCAGCUGAGAUUUCCCUGUGGACAGUAGUGGCCACCAUCCAGGCGGUAGAGAGGAAGGUGGACUCUUAUGCCUCACGACUGCUGAACCUGGAAGGCAGGACGGCGACGGCCGAGAAGAAGAUAUUUGAGUGUGAGAAGACAGAGCUGGAGUUCAGCAACCACCUGGCUGCCCUGGGCACCCUGAUCCAGGAGUACGGGGUCCUUCAGAGGCGGCUGGAGAACUUGGAGAACCUACUCAAGAACCGGAACUUCUGGAUCCUGAGGCUCCCACUGGGCCCAAAGGGAGAAACCCCCAAGGUCCCAGUGACUUUUGAUAACAACGCAGUGAACUUUUCCACACAAGAGUGGGCCAACCUGGAAGACUGGCAAAAGGAGCUUUAUAAGAACAUCACCAAAGGAAAGUACGAACCACUGAUCUCACUUGACUCGGUCAUUUCCAAAGCUGAAAUUCCUGCCCAAACGCAACAAGCAGAACCUCCUCCUGUUGUGGAUCAGGAGUUUGCAGAGGGAAAGGGCUUCCCGACAGAGCCCAGGACAGAAUCAGAACCUUUGGCUUCCAAGGACAACCUCUUAUCCUGGAUCAAGCAAGAAGAGCCUCCCAGCAAAGAGAAGUGGGACCUUGAAGGAGAGAUCCCCCCAGUUCAUGGCUAUGUAGGCAGCUCUGCUGGUGCUGCGGAAGACGACGGUCAGUUGGACAUGAAGAUCCCAGGGAUAGCGCAUGGUGCAGAGGAGUCCCCAAUGGUCAUCACGGAGGUGCAAGUGCCCCAGGACCCCAUUGCGGAGGAAGAAGAGGAGUCCAGGGAGAUGCUGCCAACGCUCCCAGCCUCCCGGCCACAAGUCCCGUGGUCUGGGUUCGAGAAGGCCUUUACUUUUGUGCGGCAGAGGGGGAAGAAUGUGAUUGUCCAGUGCAAUUACUGCCUGCCGCUGGUGAAGCACCUGAGCUCAGCGUUUGCCUCCGCGUCCAACUUGAAGAAACAUUUGGAGAGGGCCCACCCAGGGAAGUUGAUUGCCAUUGAAAGGGCCAGGAAGGCAAGGAGACGCGGUUAUUCGGAAGAACUGAGGCAGGAUGCAGACCCUACUGCCAACAAAUUUCCCCGGCAGCAGCGGAGCAGCCUUGGCAGGUGGGGAUCCGGCAGCGAGACGCUCACCCAGCAAAUUCUGGACAGGAAGAUCAUGGACUUCAUCAUUGAGGAGACAUUGCCACUCGAGACCGUGGACAAACCUUCGUUCAUUGGACUGAUUCACCUCGGUCUUCCAGAAGACCUCACCAUCAUGAGCGCCAAGACUCUAAGAGACAGAAUUGAUGGGAGGUCAGCCAGCGUGCGAGAAAUGCUUAUAAGCCGGAUGGGGGAUGUGGCACAUGUGGCCACCACCGUGGACUUCUGGACUAGUGGCCGGAAGAGUUUCUUGCGGGUGACAGCCCAUUGGAUCAACCCUGCGACUCUGAAGCGUGAGUUUGGGGCCUUGGCUUGCAAGCGCCUCAGAGGGCGUCCCACGUACAACAUCCUUGUGAAAGCCCUGCGCAACGUGCACAUGGAAUACCGGAUUCACAACAAAGUCACAUGCAUGACGACAGACAGUGGCUCCAACUUUGCCAAAGCCCUCCGAGUUUUCAAGGCCAAAGAAACAGAACUAAUGGACGCUGUGGAAACAAGUGACGAUGACGAUGAUGAUCAGGCGGAGGCGGAAGUGGAGUUUGUGCCUAUUUUUGAGGUCCUGGACAUGGGGAACGAGGCAGAAGAGGAAACAGGAGAUCCGGAGGUUUUCUGUUUGCCUUCAUACCAGAGGUGUGCCAGCCAUACUCUCAACUUGGUGGCGACGCGAGAUGUGCAAGACUUGAUUUCUGAGUCUGCCCAAAAUAGUUCUCUCGGUCUUUUCAGGAAGCACUUCUCCUCCUUGAUGGGAAAGUGCAGCAAACUGUGGAGCAAGCAGAAAGAAUCAUCGCAAAUCAGAGAUUACAUCCUGGAGCAAUGUGGGGCGUAUUUGAAAGUGCCGAACAAGUCCAGGUGGAAUUCCACCUACGAUGCCUUGAAGCAGCUGAAUCGGCUCCUCGCCACUGUGCCGCUCAGAGUCAAUGCCGUGAUGGACCGGUGCUCCUUGGCCCGGAUUACGGCUGAGGAGAGUCUGGUGGUCCAGGAGUACACAGAGAUCAUGGGACCACUGGCCCAGUCCCUGGAUAUCUUGCAGCGAGAGAACGGCAUGUUCAUGGGGUACCUGUUGCCCACUCUGUACAACCUGGACCGCAAGUUGCAGGAGCUGGAAAACAAACCCGUUGGGUACACCUACUGCCUCCCGUUGUUGAGGGGAGUUCGAAAAGCCCUGCGGGAACGGUUUGAGCCCAUCUGGGAGGAGAAGAAACUUCUCCUAGCAGCCUGCCUACACCCGCGUUUCAAAGCCGACUGGCUGGAAUCAGCUGCCCGGGCUGACCAGACAAGCAGAUACAUGAUGGAAGCCUUGCUGAAAGCUGAAAUCAGGAGCAUGGUUGGUGAGGAUAACACCGAGUCUUCUGAGAGAGACCAGGAAGGAGACGAUCUGGAAGAUGACUUCUUCAACCUCCAACCCCGGGGCAAAAAGUCUGGAGUGGACACGGUGGAUGAGGAGGUCUGGAGGUACCUUAAGUCUCCCAGCCGGGAGGUGUCCUCCCUCCAUGCCUUUCCACAUGUGAUGCAGUGCUUUCUGCAAUACAACACAGGUGUGCCUUCGAGUGCCGCCGUGGAGCACCUUCUCUCGACAGGCAGCAGCCUCGUGGCCUCAAGGAAGCACCCUUUGUCUGAUGAGCUUUUUGAACAGCUCUUUCUUUUGAAACAGAACAAGGGGGCAUUCUAAAAAGAAGCAUUACAAAGUGGGAUUCUUUUCCAAGUGCUGGAAAUGACCAAAGAUCCUGUUGGGUAUCUGUGCCAGUGUGUAACUGUGCCAGCUCUGCAGGUUGUGAGUGCAGCAGGAAAGGAAGUGAGACUUAUCUGCGCUCUCAACAUUGGGAGGAGGCUGUUGGUUCUGGAUGUCUCUGGAAUAAUGCUCAUGUCACACGCCUGCAUGAGUUCCCCUGCGGAGGAUGUUGGGCAUUUGUGUGCCAACACAGAACAUAGACAUUGAGGAGUGGAAUUGCAUAUAUGGUGCCAUUGCACAUGUAGAUUGACUUUCAUUUUGUACUCGGUUGCUCAUUGUCUUGUGGAUUCAGUUGUGCAAUGUUGCCAUUCAGCAUGAGGCUUCAGCAUCACACAAUCAGUGUAUAACUCUGCAUACAGAGAUAUACAUUACCCAAACCCAAUGUAGGAUCUCCACCAUCUUAUUUCUUCAGUGCCUGGCUUCCAGGUGGGACUUUGGAGGUCAAAGCACUCUGAGAAGGCCACCUGGGAAAAUCGCCUGCGCCAAAGUAAAGUGGAUUUUCCAAGCCCCUUGUCUCCAAGGCAACCUUCAACCACAAACCAGCUUUGGAAAAAAUAGCUUGCUCAGAGCUGGAAAUCUUCCUCCGGAUGCCAACAAAUCCAUCUUACUUUCUUGGCAGCCAUUGCACAACUAGGUAAAAGCACAUCCACUAGCACAGGGUUGGGAAUCAUGUGGCCCUCCAGAUAUGGGUGGGUUCCCAACCCCUGGCUCUCCUGUUCGUUGCGUAGCUUGCUGGGAGUUGUAGUCCAAUCGCAUGUGGAAGGCUGCAAGUAUAAUCUCUGCGCUAGUGGAACAGACUGUUGUAGUAGUGUAGUGCCCAGAGAGGACCCUGUCCCUUAUUUCUGGACACUGUUUGUGGGUAUCACUGUGGGGAAGGGGAGCAGGUCUGGGAAUACUGCAAGGAUCUAGCUAAAGGGGGCAGAGAAUGAGGGCAUUGCCUUCCAAAAAAGGUCUCUGCACCCCAUGAAACUUUUUCAGUCCCCUAAUUUCUAGCAUUACUGGGCACCACAGUUCAAGGAUGUUGACAAGCUGGAGGAUGUCCAAAGGAGGGCAGCCAAAAUGGUGAAAGGCCUGAAAAUCAUAAAGUCCUGUGAGGAAUGGCUUAGGGAGCUGAGUAUGUUUA